AUGGGGUUGUCAUUUACCAAGCUUUUUAGUCGCUUGUUUGCUAAGAAAGAGAUGCGUAUUUUGAUGGUUGGUCUCGAUGCAGCUGGUAAAACCACAAUCUUGUACAAGCUCAAGUUGGGAGAGAUUGUCACCACAAUUCCCACUAUUGGAUUUAAUGUGGAGACUGUUGAGUACAAGAACAUCAGCUUCACUGUUUGGGAUGUUGGUGGUCAGGACAAGAUCCGACCUUUGUGGAGGCACUACUUCCAGAACACACAAGGGCUUAUCUUUGUGGUUGAUAGCAACGAUCGUGACCGUGUUGGGGAGGCUAAAGAUGAGCUCCACAGGAUGCUGAAUGAGGAUGAACUAAGGGACGCGGUGUUGCUUGUGUUUGCCAACAAACAAGAUCUUCCAAAUGCCAUGAAUGCUGCUGAGAUUACUGAUAAGCUUGGCCUCCAUUCUCUCCGACAACGACAUUGGUACAUUCAGAGCACAUGUGCUACCUCUGGAGAAGGUCUAUAUGAGGGUUUGGAUUGGCUUUCCAAUAAUAUUGCUAACAAGGCAUAAACAGGAGUUGGAUUGUCUUGGGUUAUAGAUGUUUCUGGAGCUCCGUUCUUGAGAGAUUGAGCAUGAAUAUCACUAAGGGGCUUUUUGAUAGUUACUCAUCCGGGACUUUGGGUAUGAAGUCUGAUUGUCCUGAUUGGUUAUGAAGUCUGAUUGAAUCUAUGUCUGACUGAAAUCAUGUUGUUUGAUUAUAGUCUUACUAGCUAUGUUGAAUGAUAAAUAUUUGAUUGAUUACUAGUUUUUUACAAUAUUUUCACAUGUUAAAACAAUUAACAUAUGUACAGAAAAUAAUCGAUGAUCGAUCCAUGAUUCUCUUCUAUCUUAUCU
This is a messenger RNA of Lactuca saligna, 870 nucleotides long. The record is from the annotation of a GenBank genome assembly. NCBI's taxonomy places the organism in Eukaryota, Viridiplantae, Streptophyta, Magnoliopsida, Asterales, Asteraceae.